AUGAUGCCUUAUGCAGUGAUGCAUAUGAAUGAAAUAUCCUGUACAUCAGAAAAAGAAAACAUAAAUAACUCUGUCAGCAAGCAAAAUGUAAUAUGGAAUAAACAAUCAACGCUAGCUCUCUUAAGUUCAUAUAAAAUGAACUUGAAUAAGACUGAUAAUGCAAAAAAAAAGACAAAGAUAUGGACUGCGAUAACCGAAGGCUUGCAAGAAUUGAGUAUAAAGGUAACUAAUGAUCAAGUAAGGUGGAAAAUUAACUUGCUCAUAAAAAAAUAUAAGGAAUGCGUGGACAAUAAUGCAAAAUCCGGACGGGCACACAUGUCGUUUGAAUUUUACGACCAGUUGGAGGAAAUAUUAGGUCAAGAGAAAGAAGCCAGAGCUCUUCAUACAGUCUCAUCAAAGAUAUUAUUAGACAGUAAUUCUAACGAUAAAAGAGAGAAUGUUGAUGAAAGUCUGUCAAAUCACCAGAAGCGGCAGAAAAAGAAUGAUGAAAAUAAUCGACCAAAUACUUCAACUAUUGAACAUAAAUCUCGACCAGUCGUCAAAAGGCUUUGA
This is a messenger RNA of Solenopsis invicta (red fire ant), 552 nucleotides long. RefSeq lists its product as uncharacterized. NCBI's taxonomy places the organism in Eukaryota, Metazoa, Arthropoda, Insecta, Hymenoptera, Formicidae. The record is from RefSeq and is a predicted model, not a curated record. The transcript has 3 exons. The coding region runs from base 1 to 552 and encodes 183 amino acids.